AUGACCGCGCAGAGGGACAGACCUUUUAUUUUUUUACGACAAGGGAGAAGAGCAAACACAAAUAGUGACCGGGUCGCGGAGCAACAAGCUCCUGAACAACGACGUGCAGGCUGGCAGGAGGAAGUCACUUCUGUAAGCAUCGGUAACCACAACACCUGCAACCGCAACACCUGCAACUGCAACACCUGCAACAAGGACACCUGCAACCUCAACACCUGCAACCGCAACACCUGCAACUGCAACACCUGCAACAAGGACACCUGCCACCUCAACACCUGCAGCCUCAACACCUGCAACCGCAACACCUGCAACCGCAACACCUGCAACCGCAACACCUGCAACCGCAACACCUGCAACCACAACACAUGCAACCGCAACACCUGCAACUGCAACACCUGCAACCGCAACACCUGCAACCGCAACACCUGCAACCUCAACACCUGCACCCUCAACACCUGCAACCGCAACACCUGCAACCUCAACACCUGCAACCGCAACACCUGCAACUGCAACACCUGCAACCGCAACACCUGCAACCGCAACACCUGCAACCGCAACACCUGCAACCUCAACACCUGCACCCUCAACACCUGCAACCGCAACACCUGCAACCGCAACACCUGCAACCUCAACACCUGCAACCGCAACACCUGCAACCACAACACAUGCAACCGCAACACCUGCAACCUCAACACCUGCAACCGCAACACCUGCAACCUCAACACCUGCAACCGCAACACCUGCAACCACAACACAUGCAACCGCAACACCUGCAACUGCAACACCUGCAACCGCAACACCUGCAACCGCAACACCUGCAACCGCAACACCUGCAACCGCAACACCUGCAACCUCAACACCUGCAACCGCAACACCUGCAACCUCAACACCGGCAACCGCAACACCUGCAACCGCAACACCUGCAACCUCAACACCUGCAACCUCAACACCUGCAACCGUGAUAGUUGA
This is a messenger RNA of Pseudoliparis swirei, 969 nucleotides long. RefSeq names its product keratin-associated protein 4-9-like. Bases 1 to 969 code for a protein of 322 amino acids. The transcript has a single exon. Lineage: Eukaryota; Metazoa; Chordata; Actinopteri; Perciformes; Liparidae. The record is from RefSeq and is a predicted model, not a curated record.